UUGAAAUUUCGCUUCUCACUAACAUUGCCACCCUGUCAGCUCACCACCUUGUUAUUUCCAAAUUCCAACACAACCAAUGAUGAACACUUUCUACUCUCUGUCUUUGCUCUUUUCCUAUAUAUUCAAGUUUAAUGCUAUCCCCUAAUUCAUUCAUUCGUGUUAUAACCGAAGCUUUGUUAUUGCCACCAACUUUCAAGGUUGUAAUUGCACUGUGACCACAUAAUACGUAAUGGAAGAAGAGAAGUCCAACUCCAUCAACAACAAAAUCGAAUUACAGCCAGAGUCUGUGGAAGACUCUGUUCCCGAAGAACAUUCCUCCGUUCAAGAAAAGGAAUCGGAGAAACCAGACCCUCCAAACACUCUCACUACUACAGUUGUUCAAAAGGUUGAAGAUCAUGCUGGUAAAACAGAUAAAGAGGAUUCAAUUGACAGAGAUGCUGGACUUGCAAGAGUUGUGGCAGAGAAAAGAUUGGCUUUAAUUAAAGCAUGGGAAGAAAGUGAAAAGACAAAAGCAGAGAACAGGGCAUACAAGAAGUUCUCUGCUGUUGGAUUGUGGGAGGAUAGCAAGAAAGCAGAUGUAGAGGCACAACUCAAGAAAAUUGAGGAAAACUUGGAAAGAAAGAAAGCUGAGUAUGUUGAAAAAAUGAAGAAUAAAAUAGCUGAAAUCCACCGGUCAGCAGAAGAGAAAAGGACAACUGUUGAGGCCCAAAAAAAGGAAGAAUUCCUCGACCUAGAGGAGACAGCUGCAAAGUUUCGUAGCCGUGGAGAUAUGCCAAGGAAAUUUUUUGCAUGCUUUAGUGGCUAAGUUUUUUAAGCCAAAUAAAGACCAAAUUCUCACUGGAUUGGUUACAUGUUGUUGUAAGUGUGCUUUGGUGUGUUGUGUCUUCCUAGUUCCUAUAUGUAUUAUUUUAAACAAAUGUGAGCAGUUCAUAUAAACGGAUUUAAAAUAUUUGGACUACUAUUAACUCUACAUAUUUUAG
This is a messenger RNA of Gastrolobium bilobum, 980 nucleotides long. RefSeq names its product remorin-like. The record is from RefSeq and is a predicted model, not a curated record. Bases 230 to 805 code for a protein of 191 amino acids. The transcript is spliced from 5 exons. Lineage: Eukaryota; Viridiplantae; Streptophyta; Magnoliopsida; Fabales; Fabaceae.